Aquila chrysaetos chrysaetos is the source of this 1962-nucleotide messenger RNA. Its product is annotated as glutathione S-transferase theta-1. The record is from RefSeq and is a predicted model, not a curated record. The transcript has 6 exons. Gene Ontology annotation, molecular function: glutathione transferase activity. Gene Ontology annotation, cellular component: cytoplasm. The coding region runs from base 74 to 859 and encodes 261 amino acids. Lineage: Eukaryota; Metazoa; Chordata; Aves; Accipitriformes; Accipitridae. Gene Ontology annotation, biological process: glutathione metabolic process.
CGCCUCCCGCCUGCCCACGCGGGGCGGCUCCGGGCGGCGGGUGACCGGGCCGGGCGGCGGCGGCGGCGGCAGGAUGGGGCUGGAGCUGUACCUGGACUUGCUCUCGCAGCCCUGCCGCUCCAUCUACAUUUUCGCCCGCAGCAACAACAUCCCCUUCGAGUUCAAGCAGGUGGAGCUCUUCAAAGACUCGGUGCUGGGGAAGAAGCCGGCGGCGGGGAGCGGCGCGGAGCAGCCCCGCACAGGGCCAUCAAACAGUGAAGGAGCUAGCAAAGUCAGCCUCUUGAAGAAAGUACCAGCACUAAAGGACGGAGACUUCACCCUAGCAGAAUGCACUGCCAUUCUGCUGUAUCUGAGUCGAAAGUACAAAACUCCCGACCACUGGUACCCAUCAGACAUACAAAAACGGGCCCAGGUAGAUGAAUACCUCUCAUGGCAUCAUGCUAACAUCCGGGCUAAUGCUCCUAAGACCAUGUGGAUCAAGGUGCUGAUUCCCCUCUUCACAGGGCAGCCACUGCCCUCUGAGAAGCUCCAGGAGGUUAUGGAGGGGCUGUCCACUUCCCUGAAGCAAUUUGAGGAGAGGUUUCUGCAGGACAAGGCUUUUAUCAUCGGGAGCGAGAUCUCUCUGGCAGACCUUGUGGCCAUUGUGGAGCUGAUGCAACCUGUUGGAGUUGGUUGUGACAUCUUUGAAGACAGACCUAGGCUGAUGGAGUGGCGCAGGCGGGUGGAGGAUGCUGUGGGGAAGGAGCUUUUCUUCCAAGCCCAUGAGAUGAUCCUCAAUAUCAAAGAACUGAGCAACAUUCAAAUUGAUCCACAGCUGAAAGAGCAUCUGGCACCUAUGUUGAUGAAGAUGUUGAAAUGAAUUAACCUAUCUUACAUUUUUCCUGCCCUUUUUUUUUAAUUUCUUCUCUGACCUCCAGUUCUACGUGUAACUGGAAAGAGCACUGUAAUUCUAACACAGAAAUUGCAAAAUUGCAGGGUGUUUCCCCCCCCACCCCCCUGCCAGGCCUUUCCUGUAUCUUUGGGGGUGGUAGCUGGGGAAGGUUUAAGACCUGAAACAUUAAUUUUAUACAGAAGGCUGAGGCCCUACAGGUCACUUAACAUGUGCAUCUGGGUUUUAUUUCAGCGUCAGUCUUCUCAGAGAUGGUAGAGACACGAAUGGUAUUUCCUGACAAAAUUGGAGCCAGCCUACAAACUGGGAACAUUAAGAGAACUGUAUAGGAUGAGGAUCAUUGUUUUCAUGUGUUUUUAACAUUUGCAGCUCCUUCUCAAGUGACAAGCACUGCAAAAUGUGCCUGAUCCUCAUUUUCCCAGCACAUGUCUGCAUAGACAAGUACAGCACAAAACUACAGGCAGUCUCAAAAGUGAAAAAAAGACACUGAAUUUUUAGUUUUUCUUUUAAAUUUCUUAUUGCUGAGGUAUCUUGCUUGGCUGUCAAUGUACAUUCCACACUUCUUCUAUUUGCCUUUAGGUUCCUGUGAAAAGUUUCUUCAUAUUCAUCUACAACUGUGAAUCUUCGUAAUUCUUCAGUCUAACCACUACUCUCAAUUUCUGAAAGCCUGGGUUUCGUUGGUGCUCAGUCUGCCAGUACACAUAUGGCAGGAGCUGAUCUUGGAGAUUCAUGCGGUAAAGACCAAGCAACUUCAAAAAGCUGAGGGUGGCCACAGCCUUCGAAUAACUGCCUACCUACUCUGUUGAUGUUAUAUAGGGAAUACACUGAAAGAAUGCAUUCACAGUGAUUUCUUGAAAGAGAAUAUAACAGCAAUCAAAUUGGGUUUUUUUGUAAUAGCAAUCCACAUUUCUCCUAGAAAAUGCAGAGGGGGAAUAAAUCUAGAUGUGCUUUUCUGAGACUGUUUUGGAUGGAAGUUCACCAAGUAAGUCACCCUGUGCAGCUGAAGUAAUAAGAGAGAUUUUGUGCAUUGAGCAACAUAUGCAUCACAAUAAAAGGGCAAGAGUUGUUUUGGA